UUUUAUGAAGGUGUUCUAUUAAGAAAAAAUUGCUGCUCUUUGCUUCACUGUUUUGCCAAGAAAUUGAAGAUGGCAGGAGGAGGAGUUGCUCCAAUUGGUGUAACCAAAGAAAGAGCUGAAAAUUACAAAGGAAAACUCACACUUUAUGUAAUUAUAGCUUGUAUUGUUGCUGCUGUUGGAGGAUCACUCUUUGGAUAUGACAUUGGAAUUUCAGGGGGAGUGACAUCAAUGGAUGAAUUUCUUCGUAAAUUCUUCUACUCGGUGUACCAAAAGAAGCAGCACGUCCACGAAAACAACUAUUGCAAGUACAAUAACCAAGUUCUUGCUGCUUUUACCUCGUCUUUGUACUUAGCUGGUUUAGUUGCAUCUCUGGUAGCAUCUCCUAUCACAAGGAACCAUGGACGUCGUGCAAGUAUAAUAUGCGGUGGCGUUAGUUUCUUUGUUGGAGCAAUUCUUAACGCCUCUGCUAUCAACCUUGGCAUGCUUCUAUUCGGACGAAUUAUGUUAGGCGUUGGCAUUGGCUUUGGCAACCAGGCAGUUCCAUUAUAUUUAUCAGAGAUGGCACCAGCACACCUAAGAGGAUGCCUGAACAUGAUGUUUCAAUUAGCAACAACACUUGGAAUCUUCACAGCUAACAUGGUAAACUAUGGAACAAGUAAACUCCAUCCAUGGGGAUGGAGACUUUCGUUAGGCCUAGCAGCAGUACCAGCUUUUGUAAUGACAGUUGGAGGCCUGCUUCUUCCCGAGACGCCAAACAGCUUAAUUGAACAAGGAAAUAAAAUAAAAGGAAGGCGAGUUUUAGAGAAGAUACGAGGAACUGAGGAUGUAGAUGCAGAAUUCGAAGAUAUGGUGGAUGCAAGUGAAUUGGCAUGUUCGAUUAAGCAUCCGUUUAGAAAUAUUUUGAAAAGGAGGAAUAGGCCACAGUUAAUUAUGGCGAUUUUGAUGCCGACUUUUCAGAUACUUACAGGGAUUAACAUCAUACUAUUUUAUGCCCCUGUAUUGUUUCAAAGCAUGGGGUUUAAAAGAACGGCCUCUCUUUAUUCCUCUGCUUUGACUGGUGCAGUUCUUGCUUCAUCUACAGUUGUGUCGAUGGCUAUAGUCGAUAGAUGGGGUCGGCGAAUUCUGCUUAUUGCCGGUGGAAUCCAAAUGAUCACCUGCCAGGUUAUUGUUGCCAUAAUCUUGGGACUCAAAUUUGGUAGUGACAAGGAGCUUACAAGAGUUUACUCAAUUAUAGUAGUGGUUUUUAUCUGCCUAUUUGUUGCUGCCUUUGGAUAUUCAUGGGGUCCACUUGGCUGGACAGUGCCAAGUGAAAUUUUCCCCUUAGAGACAAGAUCUGCAGGCCAAAGCAUCACAGUGACUGUGAAUUUGUUCUUCACUUUUGCAAUAGCACAAUCUUUCCUCUCACUUUUAUGUGUUAUGAGGUUCGGUAUUUUCCUCUUUUUCUCCGGUUGGAUUACUGUCAUGACAAUCUUCAUCUACCUCUUCUUGCCCGAAACGAAGGGUGUUCCUAUCGAAGAGAUGAUGCGCCUUUGGGAAAAGCAUUGGUUUUGGAAGAAAAUUGUCUCGGAGGAUCAACAAGCUAACAACACCAAUGGACUCAAUCAUGCUUAACUAACAGAAGUACAUUUUUAACAAUGUGAAAGGAGAACAGAGAAAUCUAUCUUGUUCAUGUAAAUUUUGGUCUUCUAUAUAUAUGUAAAAGUGUUUAAGAAAAGCCACCUUCGCCAAAGAUUAGCCAGUAGAGAAUUCAAAAUUUAUCCGUUGUGGGAUUCGAAGUUGAGAGACUUGAUAGUUUGAAAAUGUAUGUUUAACUGUACUUGUACUUGUUUCCUGCACAUAUAUAUCAGGUUAAUUCUACACCAAAA
This is a messenger RNA of Lycium ferocissimum, 1865 nucleotides long. RefSeq names its product sugar carrier protein A. Gene Ontology annotation, cellular component: membrane. NCBI's taxonomy places the organism in Eukaryota, Viridiplantae, Streptophyta, Magnoliopsida, Solanales, Solanaceae. The record is from RefSeq and is a predicted model, not a curated record. Bases 70 to 1611 code for a protein of 513 amino acids. Gene Ontology annotation, biological process: monosaccharide transmembrane transport. Gene Ontology annotation, molecular function: monosaccharide transmembrane transporter activity. The transcript has 4 exons.